AUGCGUGAAGAGGGAAACAUUCAUGCGGCAGUGAGCUGGGUGGAGCCAGUGUUCUCCGACAAUUCGGGCCAAAUUGUCGCUGUUGAUUCAAACAGACAAAGUGGAGCUAGCUUUGCUGUUCCUGGUGUCUAUGACGUUGUAUAUACCGCAUCGGAUGGAUCUAACAACGUGAACAAAAACUGCACUUUCAAAAUAACAUUGAAAAGUAAGUUACUAUCAAUUGAAAAACAUUUCAUCAAUUACAAAUACUUGAAUGAAAGCUUUUAACCGGUGUGGUCAUUUCUUGCUUCGGUCUGUGCAAGCUUCCCCCUAUUUCAACAGAGGGAUAAUUUUGAAAAAAUGUAUGUUAACAUGACGUGUUUUGUUAGGCUUCGUCUAUGUAUAUCCUCUAUUAGAAAAGCCAGUUUAUUUACCCCAACAAAGUACAUUCGCCACCAACUCGCUAAUUUCCUUCAUUAUAAAUUUUAGAUCGCAUGACAUGCCAAGCGACCACAAUUAAAUAUUAAAGCAUAACAAUACCUCAAGAUUUACUUUUGGGGAAAAAAUUGUUCUGGGUAUCCGAGCGAGAAAUAUUGCUAGCAAUCAUAUGCUCCGAAUACACCUUUGACCCAGGCCUGCAGUCCCUUGAGUAUUCAUAAUAAUGAAACAAUUAAUUGCAUUAUGAGAGGUAUUAUAAUGGAAACAAACAAAAAGAACAAGGUAUGCCCAUAUUAAUUCAAUGAAUGCUCGUUCUUUUAUGGUAAUCAAACUUGAAAAAAUAAACUCUAGUCUCAAAGUCUCAGAUUUUAGUCUUGUAGCUUUCGACUGUAUCGCACAGUCUUCAUCAGCAUAGGGCAGGCAGCUGGGGCUCUGGGAGAUAGACUGGGCGAACACCAAACCAAACAACAUCUGCAGUGUUGGAACAUCAGUCCAAAGCCAAACAUGAGGGGAGGAGGACAGGAGGGGAUGGGGGGUCAAGUUUCUUGACCAAGAGACGGUGGACAGUAAAAGAAAAAUUAAGGAGGUCAUCAAUAUCAGACGGUAGCGCCCAGCCCUAAACAGAGAUGGGGGCUAAGAAAUUCCUGCGAUAUUUUAAUCAUUUGUUGUCUCGUGAUUAAUUCACGAGACAACACUGAGCUUUUAUUGCUAAUGAAGAUUGUGCAAUACGGUCGAAAGCUACGAGACGAAAAUCUGAGACUUUGAAACCUACAGAAUUUAUUCUUUUAAAUACCAAUAUUGUUAAGAAAUGAUGAAAUUGACGAGUCCUUAUUAUUGUAGACUGCAACAUUUCCAAAGAAUCUGAAAGAAUUUUUCUACGAUUUUCUUAAUGUAAAAGGGCAAAAUAAUUAAGCCAGGUCAGUUGUUUCAACAUCAGUGACCAGGGCAUAAGUUUAUACAAUUAUUCGUAUAUGUACCUGAAAUCCAUUUUUUUGCAAACCAUAGUGUUAAAGGUUCAGAGGGAUAGAAGUUUUGUUGUGCCUCUUGCCUUUACAGAUGAAAAACAGUGUACUCCUUUUACUCCUCCUCGUAACGGUGCCCUGGUGUGUGCAACGAAAGGUACACCUUGCGCAGUCAUGUGUCGAACUGGUACCGAUUUUGAAUCUAAUCCACCGUUACUGUAUUUCUGUUCGAGUGGAGUGUGGCAGUUUUUUGCGUUUUAUCACUUUAAAACAGGUACUCCCGGGCCAAACUGUGCUGGUAAGUCUCUAAAUGUUCGUAAUAUAUUUGUUUGUUUUUCCCUUAAAUAAAGGGAGAAUGUCAUGAGGAUGGUGUUGUUAUAUUAGGCCAAUUUCACGGUGGGGUCAUUGCUUGGUACCGUUCAACCAUACAAAUUAAAAAAAUACUCCUUUAGAGUUAUGGAGACGAUAUGAAACUAACUUCAUGAGGGAGCACAAACCAAAGUUUUGGUGAUUGUUAGGUCAACUUUUUUAAAGUUUCAAUUUAUGCCCAUCCUUACCGUCGGUUGCAACAGACGACAGGAAACAGUUCAAAUGCCUGAAUAUAGUCUUAAAUAACAAAAUUGGACCAUUAUUUUUGGAAUUAAAUUCAUGUGAAAACACUUCUUGCAUGGCUUUUUAAAAAGAUAGCAAAGAGCCUUUAAAGCUCAUUUAUUAUUUACCAGGCUAUUUAUAAAGCCAAUCAGAAUGUCCCGUUUUGGUCAGCUGCAUAUGCAGUGGAGGAUGCAGGGAAGGGGCCCGCCCCCUUAUUUUUAGACCAAACGGGCCGUCCCCCCUUAUCUCAGGGUCUGGAUGACCGCCCCCCCUCCACUCCCCUUAUCUGACGGUCUGGAUCCGCCACUGGUAUUUAUGCUCAACAGUAAAACAGUGCAUAAUACGUCUGGUUAGUUUCAUAACUUGUCAAGACACUCAGAUUUUAAACCCUAAAAAAAUAAUGAAAGUUAAACAAAAUUAAACUUAUUCACCUUAUUCUAAAAUGGCGUCAAAUUUUGUUUUUAUUUUCUCCAUAUGAUUGAACCAUUGUUUAAAGGUAAAUAAAAGUUUUUAAUGCUGUAGAUGCAAUCAAAGCAAAAAGGACUAAUUAACAUAAGUAUUAAAGAAAAGUUGUAUUGUCGCCAAUUUUUAAUAAUGUGUAUAAAACACUUCUACUUGUUCACCAAAUUUACAUAAUACACUGUAUACAAUGUAAGUAGAAAACCGGAUGUAAUCUAAAAUAACCAGUUGACUUAAGAAUAUCGGUUGUUUACCACUUACAAAAAGUUUCCAGAAAAUCCGAUUGGAAUGUAAAUUAAAACGAUUUUCGGGUCGUUUCAGCGGAAAAUUUCCGGGAGAAACGGAAUUUCUUAAAAGGUAGUCAAGUGUUCCUUUUCACAAUGCUCCAAAGAGAAAUUCAUUAUCCAUUCCUUUGAUGCCAUCUUUGAUACCAGUAUCAGCCUUUCGGGGCUGUUUUUGGCAGAUGGAAGUGAUUUUUGCAAAUGGUAAACACCCAUUCCGGGACGAAAUAUAUCAGUCCUGACUUUUGCUUACACUGGGAUUUACCCAAAUGGUGAACCACAUCGGGUUGCCCGUGUAAAUGGGUCAAACUACAAGGUUACCGUUCUCUAAGACAAUAAAGCAGAUUGGGACGUUAACAUGCGACGACGGCGACGGCAACGAGAACGUCAAUAAAGCAACAGGUUUAAAAGCGAAACAACAACUCUGCACGUGCAUUACGCUUUUUAAUUUUGUGCAUUUUUUUGCCGUCGCUGCACGACUACGAUGUAAAAAUGCCUGGUUUUACCUUCUAUGGAGGACGCGCGCGACGACGCAUUUUUUUUUUCUUGUGAACUUUCAUUUUGUUCGUAUGAAUUCAGCUCCAGGGGAGUACGCCUACAUUCAACAAAGUAAGUGAGUUAGAAUAACCACGAUAUGAAGAUUGAAAUAACGAGACAGCGCUUUUUAUAUGACGCCUUCGCCGCCGUCCUCGGACCUUAGGUUAUGUUCAGACUAUAGAUCGUUUUCGCUACGACGCAACAAAAUAUUAAAUUGGAAACCGUCCAGUGGAAGAAGCCAAGAAAAUGAAAUGUUAUAAAAGACUAAUAUAUAAACAAUUUUUCCAAGUCUCAAGUCUUUGUGGCCCACACUUUCUGAGUUAUUUGCCGAAACGUUUCACGCACCUUUGUAGAGCUUUGUAUGGAGACGCCAUAUUGGUGCGCCAAUAUGGCCGCCGGAAAUCAACAAAAACAUUUGGAGUUCACUUUUUCUGUAAAAGCUCGUUCUUUUCACUCAAGGACUAGCAUACGUACGCAUAAACAUAUCCUGUAAUAUUUGAAGUGGCUAUACGGCUGAAAAUCAAGAGGAGAGACUUUUUUCAACGAGACAGCAUUGCUAUUUUGGUGUCACGCACUGUGAAAACUCGGAAGUUCAAAUUGCUGUAUUUUCGAAAUGAAACAUGCUACGGAAAUGGAAGCUUGUACAAAGAUUUACUUUUUGUUUAUCUUCAACCUAGUGUAAAUAAGAAUUCGUAAAACCUCGCUAUUUUGACUUUACAAUUUGAUGACGUUACAGUGAAAACCAUCUAUACUCAGAUAGCUUUUCGUACCGACACGAAAAAUUAUCCGGCAACACCUAUCCGAUAUGAUAUUCUUCACUUUAGAGAUCGGCGCUUUGCAGCUUCGAUCAGUUACAGAAAUCGCGCCGAAAUCACCAUCCUUCAAGCGCACCAGAAUCGCGGAAAGAGCACCUGUACCAGUCCUACUCCGCAAAACACAUUACAUGAGAGCAGAGCGCUCGUUUCACCGCCCAAUCUUUAUCCGCCCAGGUGUAAACAGACGCCCUAACCAUGGCGGUAUAUGGAUUUCGUACCGGCGAAAAAGCUAUGGUAUAGUGUGAAUAUAACCAUAAGCUCCCUACCUUUCAUACAUCUCCUCUUAUACGUAAUUCAAUAAAGGUUGCUUUGACGUGGUCUUUAGUAAUUGGGCAUUUCGGUAUACGGAACGAUCACUGCAACGGUUUGCAAUGAUUUGCUUGAAUGACUGCCAAACAAUCGGUUCGCAAUGCGCAAUUACCAAUCCCCGAUGCAACCCGCUUAUUAAUCGCUAAUAUAAAUGAUAACGUUCUAUUCAUGGAGAUUUUUCCUUACCUUUGCCUUUUUCUAAAACCUUGUUGCAGUUGGUGUGAAUCCUUCCCAGAUAAAGCUCUUCAACCUGCCAUUUUUCUACUUUGAUGGAGAUGCGCCAAACGUCCAGGACACCAUCAAGAACAACUUCUACCAGUUUUUAAUGUCACCGUUUGUUCCGCCUUUUUUCUGCCAGAAUUCCCCUCAUUUAUGCUUGAAGAAUGACAUGUCUGUUUCUCUAGGAGUCAAAGGUAAAUGUUAG
Porites evermanni is the source of this 4795-nucleotide messenger RNA. The record is from the annotation of a GenBank genome assembly. NCBI's taxonomy places the organism in Eukaryota, Metazoa, Cnidaria, Anthozoa, Scleractinia, Poritidae.